AUCAACAUCAACAUCAACAUCAACAUCAACAUCAACACCACCAUGAACAUCGACGAUAUCCUUCAAGAGUUCGAAGAGUCGGAAACUCCAGUCACCUCCAACAUCCACAAUAACUUAAUCACCGCCAUGAUCAACGAACGGAUGUCACCUGAACUUCUCCCGUUUGCCCAAACCACAAUGACCACCGCCCUUACAGCUAUAUCCAACCAACAACAAUACUUGAUCGAUUCACACGAAUACGGAGACAGUGUGGGGUCCACCAGUGAGUUUAAACUAAACACGAUGAUUAUAGAAACAGAAAUCGAACGGUUGUGUUAUUUAGUUAGGAUGUAUCUACGCACGAGAUUGUCUAAACUCGACAAGUUUACUAUUUAUUACAUCAACGAAGAGCAGGAAGAUAGCAAGUUGCUAAGUGCCGAAGAGAAAGAGUAUAUUCACAAGUACGCCCAUUUGCUUACCCAGUUAUACAAUAAUUGUUUCCUCAAAAAAGUCCCUCCUAGCUUGACCUUGCUUGAUGAUACUAGUGGUGGCCAGCUGAUGAUUACCACACCAGACACCAACCAACACGUAUUUGUGAAAUCGGUUACUUCCAAACCAAUCACACUUUUUAUAGACAACGAUGAUAUCGAACUCAAGCGAGAUGGAAUCUAUGUGGUCAAGUACGGUCUUGUAAAACAAUAUAUAGAGCUAGGUGACGUAAUUUUAAUUUAAUGUAUAAUCGCAUCCAGGAGUAGGACAUUCAAUGUUUUCCCCUUCAAUAAACCAUUCCUUCAAACAUCCAAAAUGACCUCGAUGGCCGCAUUUCAAACUGACAACCACAGCAAGCCCAUCACACGGUUCGUUGCAAUAUAUACAAUUCAGCUGGUUAGUCUUGCAUUCUUGACAAUAGUAGUAGCCCUUGCUGGUGUUCUCAAGUAGUUUAUUACACCAGCAGCAAAAGAACUUGGGGUUGACAUCUGUAGAAAACUGUUGCUUUUGAACUAAUGUACUUUGAAUACUUUUGGGUGCCGACUUGAUAACAUUUCCAGCUUGCACAAACAUUCUUUUUCGACGGAGUAUGUCAAUAUAACUUCCAAUCCAUUCAAGACACUCAUUCUUACUGAUAAUCCCUGGGAACUUGUCGUAUAAGAGCAAAGAUACCGUCGCACAAAACACAACAUCUCCCUGGGUACAUGCAUACCCCACUGCUUGCUGAACCAAAUUUGAUAAAUGCCACGGAAGCAAGUCCUCCUUUUGUUCUAUUUCCGAUAAUGCCAUUGUCAAUCCACUUUUUAACGUAUUUGUGGAACUCUCCUUUUUUUCAAGGAAUAAUUCGUUUCGUUGGAGUUGUAAAGGCACAAGUGGUUUUAUCGAUGCCGUUAGAGGACGAAUCAGGGCGGCUGGGGAUGCACUUAUCGCCAUGGAACUGUAGGUGUUGUUCGACGAAAUACCCACUGAAGUAGGACUGGAAUUGAAUACGUUGGUCAUCAAGUGGAGGUUCUCGUUGUCCAAGUCGUGCCAAUGGGGUUUAACUGAACUAGGCAACAUCUCAAGUUCUGCCGGAGAUUCAUUUCCCCCAUCCAGUUUCUCAUCCACUCUCUCUUUAGUUGAUGCUGAAUUAUACGAACCGACAAAGUUUAAAUCACUAGCAAUGGAUUUCUCCGACAUAGUGGGCGGAAUAGGCGAUAAUGCAAUAUCACCACCAGUUUCCUCGGUAAUUGGCAGGAUAACCGUCACGUCAAGCUCCUCAGCGGCAAUCGCAAGCAUUCGCCAAAUCAGUGCUACCCGAAGCACACCGGCAUCUUCUGCCACAUCAGCAUUCAUACGUAGCACAUCGGUUAGUUUAAACCCAUCGGGGAUUUUCACUACGUAUCCCAUAGCCAAUGUCCGGAAUACAUACUCGUCAUUACUCGGUAUACCCAAACUAACCGGGAUC
Spathaspora passalidarum NRRL Y-27907 is the source of this 1915-nucleotide messenger RNA. RefSeq names its product DNA replication protein (gene SLD5). The coding region runs from base 43 to 711 and encodes 222 amino acids. Lineage: Eukaryota; Fungi; Ascomycota; Pichiomycetes; Serinales; Debaryomycetaceae. Gene Ontology annotation, cellular component: GINS complex. Gene Ontology annotation, biological process: DNA-templated DNA replication; double-strand break repair via break-induced replication. The record is from RefSeq and is a predicted model, not a curated record. The transcript has a single exon.